Molecule: messenger RNA, 1026 nt
Organism: Trichophyton rubrum CBS 118892
Lineage: Eukaryota; Fungi; Ascomycota; Eurotiomycetes; Onygenales; Arthrodermataceae
Exons: 5
Coding region: 1-1026 (341 amino acids)
Source: RefSeq, a predicted model, not a curated record
AUGGUGGAUUACGUUAGGUGCUACCGCCUCAAUGUUUUUGGUUACCCCGGUGCGCCUGGCUCGCCUCGGAACAUUGCAUUACUUGAUCAGCGUAUGGCAAUAGAGUGGGUUCGAGAUAACAUUGCGGCUUUCGGGGGUGAUCCUGGCCGUAUUACUCUAAUCGGCCAUUCUGCCGGCGGAGUUACGGCUGAUUACUAUACUUAUAACCACAUUGAGGACCCUAUUGUCCAUGCUGUCGUACCCAUGUCUGGCACUGCUAUAAGCUUUUUGCCCAAUACCCCAGAACAGUCUGAGAAAUACUGUUCCGGUGAUACACUGCCCUGCGUAAGAUCAAAGUCUGCUACGGAUGCCCUAGCCGCAGUAGCCGAGGUGCCACCCGAGCCCACUAGUCUACUACCACAGCCGGUGUUCCACCCAACUGUUGAUGAGAAGCUCGUCUUUUCGAACUAUGAAGAGCAUGCAGCCAAGGGAACGUUUGCUAGAAUACCAUACCUAAUUGGAAACGGCGUUUAUGAGGCUGGAUACUACAAAAUCUCCGCGUAUGCUCAGAACAUCACCACGAUAAGUGAAAAGGCGUGGCACUUGUUUAACUCGGCUGGAAUCACAUGCCCAAAUGCAAGAGAAGCAAGUUACCGCGCAGCAAUGAGUGUCCCAACCUGGCGAUAUAUAUAUUUUGGCGAAUGGCCUAAUUCGAUUCUAUUCCCGGGGAGUGGAUCAUACCAUGGCUCUGAUGUGGCUCAAUUAUUUGGCACAGCAGAGUAUGUCAGCAACAGAACUGCAAACACUGAUACCGAAGCCAAAUUCUCAGCGUAUAUGAUGCAUGCCUUUGCUGCCUUUGCAGCAGAUCCUCGUAAGGGAUUAUCAAAACUCGGAUGGCCCAGAUACGGGACCGAUGGAAGGGGAAAAACCUUGAUAGGAUUGGCAUUUAGGAAUGGGUCCCGAGCAACCUACCUGCCUCCUUUGUUCUCCGAUAUUGAUUGUCCGCUGGUUGGUACAAACACGUCUUAUGCUCAUGGGGGAUUUUAA